GACGGCAGCUUUCCGGUGGUGGGAAAGUGAACGAAUCCCGAAUCAAAGCGGCGCAUUCUGAGGCAGGUGGGGUGCCAGUGGAAAAGGGAAGGCAGGCGACUGUUUACGGCCUGACUUGGGAGGCCGGCGGAUCAGCAAUUGCAGAAGCAGGCAGCGGCAGAGAGGGAAUGGUGCAGGCAGGCGCUGAGAAGGAGGUGCAGUCCAUCCCUCUCAGGGUUAGUGAAUGAGGCUCUCCGCCCGGGCCGGCCCGGGGACAGUGCGCUGCGGGUCCCAGCAUGAAUGCGGGCCCCGGCUGUGAACCCUACACCAAGCGACCCCGCUGGGGCGCCGCUACAACUUCGCCGGCUGCUUCGGACGCCCGGAGCUUUCCCAGCAGGCAGAGGCGCGUCCUCGACCCCAAGGACGCUCACGUGCAGUUCAGGGUCCCACCGUCCUCGCCAGCCUGCGUCCCAGGGCGGGCGGGACAGCACAGAGGCAGCGCCACCUCGCUUGUUUUCAAACAAAAGACUAUUACCAGUUGGAUGGACACUAAAGGAAUCAAGACAGCGGAAUCAGAAAGUUUGGAUAGUAAAGAAAACAACAAUACAAGAAUAGAAUCCAUGAUGAGUUCUGUACAGAAAGAUAACUUUUACCAACAUAAUGUAGAAAAAUUAGAAAAUGUUUCUCAGCUAAGUCUUGAUAAGUCACCCACUGAAAAGAGUACACAGUAUUUGAACCAGCAUCAGACUGCAGCAAUGUGUAAGUGGCAAAAUGAAGGGAAACACACGGAGCAGCUUUUGGAAAGUGAACCUCAAACAGUAACCCUGGUACCAGAGCAGUUUAGUAAUGCUAACAUUGAUCGGUCACCUCAAAAUGAUGAUCACAGUGACACAGAUAGUGAAGAGAAUAGAGACAAUCAACAGUUUCUCACAACUGUAAAGCUUGCAAAUGCAAAGCAGACUACAGAAGAUGAACAGGCCAGAGAAGCCAAAAGCCACCAGAAGUGCAGCAAGUCUUGCCGUCCUGGGGAAGACUGUGCAAGUUGUCAGCAAGAUGAGAUAGACGCGGUGCCAGAGAGUCCAUUGUCAGAUGUUGGCUCUGAGGAUGUUGGUACUGGACCAAAAAAUGACAACAAAUUGACUAGACAAGAAAGUUGCCUAGGAAAUUCUCCUCCAUUUGAGAAGGAAAGUGAACCUGAGUCACCGAUGGAUGUGGAUAAUUCUAAAAAUAGUUGUCAAGACUCAGAAGCAGAUGAGGAGACAAGUCCAGGUUUUGAUGAACAAGAAGAUGGUAGUUCCUCCCAAACAGCAAGUAAACCUUCAAGGUUCCAAGCAAGAGACGCUGACAUUGAAUUUAGAAAACGGUACUCUACUAAGGGAGGUGAAGUUAGAUUACAUUUCCAAUUUGAAGGAGGAGACAGUCGCACUGGAAUGAAUGAUUUAAAUGCUAAACUACCUGGAAAUAUUUCUAGCCUGAAUGUAGAAUGCAGAAAUUCUAAGCAACAUGGAAAAAAGGAUUCUAAAAUCACAGAUCAUUUCAUGAGACUGCCCAAAGCAGAGGACAGAAGAAAAGAACAAUGGGAAACCAAACAUCAAAGAACAGAAAGGAAGAUCCCUAAAUACGUUCCGCCUCACCUUUCUCCAGAUAAGAAGUGGCUUGGAACUCCCAUUGAGGAGAUGAGAAGAAUGCCUCGGUGUGGGAUCCGGCUGCCUCUCUUGAGACCAUCUGCCAAUCACACAGUAACUAUUCGGGUAGAUCUUUUGCGAGCAGGAGAAGUUCCUAAACCUUUUCCAACACAUUAUAAAGAUUUGUGGGAUAACAAGCAUGUUAAAAUGCCUUGUUCAGAACAAAAUUUGUACCCAGUAGAAGAUGAGAAUGGUGAGCGAACUGCGGGGAGCCGGUGGGAGCUCAUUCAGACUGCACUUCUCAACAAAUUUACACGACCCCAAAACUUGAAGGAUGCUAUUCUGAAAUACAAUGUGGCAUAUUCUAAGAAAUGGGACUUUACAGCUUUGAUCGAUUUCUGGGAUAAGAUACUUGAAGAAGCAGAAGCUCAACAUUUAUAUCAGUCCAUCUUGCCUGAUAUGGUGAAAAUUGCACUCUGUCUGCCAAAUAUUUGCACCCAGUCUGUAUUUUUUUGUUUCUUUUAUCAGCCAAUACCACUCCUGAAACAGAAGAUGAAUCAUUCCAUCACAAUGUCGCAGGAACAGAUUGCCAGUCUUUUAGCUAAUGCUUUCUUCUGCACAUUUCCACGACGAAAUGCUAAGAUGAAAUCGGAGUAUUCUAGUUACCCAGACAUUAACUUCAAUCGAUUGUUUGAGGGACGUUCAUCAAGGAAACCGGAGAAACUUAAAACGCUCUUCUGCUACUUUAGAAGAGUCACAGAGAAAAAACCUACUGGGUUGGUGACAUUUACAAGACAGAGUCUUGAAGAUUUUCCAGAAUGGGAAAGAUGUGAAAAACCCUUGACACGAUUGCAUGUCACUUACGAAGGGACCAUAGAAGAAAAUGGCCGAGGCAUGCUACAGGUGGAUUUUGCAAAUCGUUUUGUUGGAGGUGGUGUAACCAGUGCAGGACUUGUGCAAGAAGAAAUCCGCUUUUUAAUCAAUCCUGAGUUGAUUAUUUCGCGGCUCUUCACUGAGGUGCUGGAUCACAAUGAAUGUCUAAUUAUCACAGGUACUGAGCAGUACAGUGAAUACACAGGCUAUGCUGAGACAUAUCGUUGGUCCCGGAGCCACGAAGAUGGGAGUGAAAGGGACGACUGGCAGCGGCGCUGCACUGAGAUCGUUGCCAUCGAUGCUCUUCACUUCAGACGCUACCUCGAUCAGUUUGUGCCUGAGAAAAUGAGACGCGAGCUGAACAAGGCUUACUGUGGAUUUCUCCGUCCUGGAGUUUCUUCAGAGAAUCUUUCUGCAGUGGCCACAGGAAACUGGGGCUGUGGUGCCUUUGGGGGUGAUGCCAGGUUAAAAGCCUUAAUACAGAUACUGGCAGCUGCUGCAGCUGAGCGAGAUGUGGUUUAUUUCACCUUUGGGGACUCAGAAUUGAUGAGAGACAUUUACAGCAUGCACAUUUUCCUUACUGAAAGGAAACUCACUGUUGGAGAUGUGUAUAAGCUGUUGCUACAGUAUUACAAUGAAGAAUGCAGAAACUGUUCCACCCCUGGACCAGACAUCAAGCUUUAUCCAUUCAUAUACCAUGCUGUCGAGUCCUGUGCAGAGACCGCUGACCAUUCAGGGCAAAGGACAGGGACCUGAGGAUCCAAGCAAAUAGCAUCUCCUCCCACCUCCCACCAGAGACGUCCUGUUUGAGCUGUCAGGUGUAAUAUAUGAAUUGACUUAAGUUAAUAUAAAUGUGUAUAUAAUCCACAUUUGUAGUCAAGGACGCAAUCUCUUCCACACAUAUGCAGUUGUCAGUUGGUACAUCUAAACUCCCUCCAUCCUGACUCACGUGGACUUAGAUAUGUUUUGUUUCUAUUUUCUUCUAUUUCAGUUUUCAUUCUUUGAUGUUUAUUUCUUUUGUCCAUCAGAUCUCUUGUGAAAUCCCAUGGAAGGUUGUGCUCAGCCUGUCGGGUCUUUUUCUUCCUGCCCAUAUAUUAUACCAGUUGCUUCUGCAGCCCGCAGAUGCCAGUGAUGCCAGGAAACAAGUUGAAAUCCAGGAAUCUCUUUAACUGAUUUUGCUAAAAAUCUCCCUGUGAGCCUUCCACUCAACUCUUAAUAUGCUUGCAUUGUUUAAGUUUUUAAAUUCUGAAAAUUAAUAAUUAGGGUUUUUUUCAUAUAUGUUGCAUAAUGCAAACCUCCUAGGUUAAAAUAGUUUCUUUAUUUAAGAUAGAAUAAUUUCUAGAAAUUGACCUUUUGAGGUAUCACUUUUAUCUAUAAUGGUUUGUCUGUCUUUUUUCCUCUGAUCAGUUUUUUUUUAUACCAGUUUUGGAGACUGGCUGAGAUGAAAGGAAAUGUGGAAUAAAAGGAGGUUUUCCUGAUGUGGUGUAAAGAAAACAGAUUCAAGAGAAUUGAAGAUUUUUUUUGUUUCUUGAUACUUUUUCUUUUUAAAUUAGGACUAAUGUUUCUUUUGUGGUGCUUGAGGCAUAUUCAUAUAACCAAAGUUUGAGAACUGGGAACUUCAUGCUGAUUUGUACAUAUUGAAGUUUCUCUGGUAUUCAAAGGUUAUAUAGUGAAUGAAUUUUCAUUAAUAAAUCACUUUGUCAGAAACUCCCAUAUCAUCUAUAUUUUAUAUAUGUAUAUAUAAACAUGCUCUUUAAGUGUGUCUAUAUGUGAGCACAUAAAAUCUAAAUAAAAUUGGACUGGUGGGAAACAA
Pongo pygmaeus (Bornean orangutan) is the source of this 4290-nucleotide messenger RNA. It is a transcript of the gene PARG, whose product is annotated as poly(ADP-ribose) glycohydrolase. Gene Ontology annotation, cellular component: nucleus; cytoplasm. The transcript has 18 exons. Bases 276 to 3233 code for a protein of 985 amino acids. The record is from RefSeq and is a predicted model, not a curated record. Gene Ontology annotation, molecular function: poly(ADP-ribose) glycohydrolase activity. Lineage: Eukaryota; Metazoa; Chordata; Mammalia; Primates; Hominidae. Gene Ontology annotation, biological process: nucleotide-sugar metabolic process; carbohydrate metabolic process; ATP generation from poly-ADP-D-ribose.